Trypanosoma cruzi is the source of this 288-nucleotide messenger RNA. RefSeq lists its product as uncharacterized. Lineage: Eukaryota; Euglenozoa; Kinetoplastea; Trypanosomatida; Trypanosomatidae. The transcript has a single exon. The record is from RefSeq and is a predicted model, not a curated record. The coding region runs from base 1 to 288 and encodes 95 amino acids.
AUGACGUCUAUUGCGCUUUGGGUAACGCGGCGCAUUCGAACGUUUGAUUUAAAGCACAGUUGCCGCACACGUCCAUAUGCGUGGUACUUCUCGCUUUGCCUCCUCUUUGUGAGUUGGGCAAACUACGCGCAGUACAGGCGACUUCGGCCCAUGUACCCGAACUACGAAGAAUAUCGUCUCAAGGAGGGCGGUAGGAUGUUGGAGGCAAAGCGGCAGGAGAUGGCGGAUGUGAUGCGAUACAAUAGCAUGGUGAGCACAAUGCGUAGCGAAUUGAGCGGACGGGGUUGA